Molecule: messenger RNA, 2487 nt
Organism: Chaetura pelagica (chimney swift)
Lineage: Eukaryota; Metazoa; Chordata; Aves; Apodiformes; Apodidae
Gene: FASTKD1
Product: FAST kinase domains 1
Exons: 14
Coding region: 1-2487 (828 amino acids)
Biological process (GO): mitochondrial RNA processing; regulation of mitochondrial mRNA stability
Cellular component (GO): ribonucleoprotein granule; mitochondrial matrix
Molecular function (GO): RNA binding
Source: RefSeq, a predicted model, not a curated record
AUGCUUUGUUUGAGACAGGUUUGCUUGUUUACACUGAGACAUUACCAGGCUCGGACUCUGAGUAGUGAUCUGCUUUUGAGCCAGAUAAAUAGCUGCACCCAUGAAGAUGAAGUGUUCAGCCUUGUUGGAAGGAACAAGGCUAGGCUUUCUGAAAAACAUGUGGGAAUUGCUUUGAACAUGCUGUGGCAAUUGCAAAAUAAGAGGCCACUUCUCUCAAGGACUAGUGACUAUGUAAGAAAUCACUCCCAGUUUCUGACUCUCUGCAUUUUAGCAGAAAACAAGGUGGAACACAUGGAAGAUGAGGCCAUAGUAGACACUCUAUAUAGUAUUCUGAGGCUCAGUGUUGAAAACCAUGAUUCUCUAGUAGAAGUUCUUGUUACAGAAGCAUGGAAAAGAUUAGAAAGGCUUAGUUUGCCAGCUCUGUCUAAAUUUGCACUGUGUUUAUACAAGCAGCACAAACAUUUCAGUCCUGUAAUUGGCAAAGUAGCUCAUAUUGUGGAUGUGAAGCUGGAUUCUAUACAAGAUAUAAGGAUCUUGUCAGUUUUGAUGAUCAGCAUAUCUGAUGUUAUCUCACAGAGUUUCCGAGAUCGGUUACUACACAAGGCUGAACAGAUCUUGAAAGAAAAUUAUGAAGUCCACUUCAACUAUGCCAAAAGAAUACUACAGUUUCUUCAGAAUGUUAAAGUGAGACAUUAUCCAUUGAUAGAAAAAUGCAACAAGGUUUUCCUUAAAAGUGCCUCCCAUCUAGAUGUACACAGUAUUAGUCAUAUUUUUGGACUGUAUGAGCAGCUGGGUUUUGACAAUGCUGAAUUCCGCUUGGUUGCUAAACAGCUGCUGUCUGAAACUAUAGAUGAUUAUUAUGAUCCUGAAAGCUUUGCAAAAUUAUUUUUCACUCUUGGGCCUAUGGCAGGAUCCAAGGUAAGAGAAAGGUUGCUAGUAACUGCAGCAUCCAUGGCAGAAGAAUUUAGCAGUCAUCAGGUAUUGAUAAUACUCAAGACAAUGCAGAAAAUGAAAUGCAGAAAUUCUCAUCUACUCAAAAAAAUGGCUUCUGUUCUGCACAAACACUUGGAUAACUAUAAUCUAUUACAGUUGGUAAAGUUAACACAGUACUUGGUGGUAUUGCGUUGCCACAAUCUGGAGCUGUUUGCCAAACUGAGGAUGUUACUACUUGGGUUUUUAAAACCUAGUGUCAUACCUGCUGAUACAGCUGCAAUAAUUCGUGUUCUGGCCAUGCUUCCUUCCUUUCAAGUGGAGGAAACCAUUAUAAACAAAGCAGCAACAGUUCUGCCUCAGUGUAGGCUCCAUCAUUUGAAUUGCAUCGCUACAGCUCUUGUCAAAUGGAAUCAUUAUGACCAGUUGCACUGGCAAAACAGUUCUGACCUACAUGUAAAGCUUCUGCAAAAAGUAAAUGACUGUGCAUUUCAGAGGCUUCAGAAAGCCAACAAUUUAAAUCUUCUGUUGGAAGAAUUUACACAUCUGAAUGGAGAGUGGUUUAAAGAAGUCCUCAGUGAGGAAACUAUGGCUGUGUGUCUAUGUUUGAUAGACCAGAUAACAUGGGCAAAUGUAUCACAGUUGUCUUUUUUCCUCAUAAAAACAAACCACCAUUGUCCUUCAUUACUUGACCAAAUAGCUUCUGUGACUGUUGAAAACAUAGACAAGAUCCACCCCUUUGAAAUCUAUUUUAUUCUCUUCCUUUUCUCUGCUCUGAAUUAUGACCCGCCUGCUGAUGAAGAGUUCUUUGAAAAUUGUAUCCAACAUCUUACUUCUAACUUAAGUUGUUUUGAAGCUCAUCAGUUGGUGCUGCUUGGUCAUGUUUUGGCAGUGGCUGGGUAUUUUCCUCCACUUCUGAUAAACAAGAUAUUUAAUGUAUCUUUCCUAAGUGAACUGGCUGCUCAACUUGAAGUCCUGCCUGAUGCCCUAAAGCGGAGGGUCCGUUCCCGCCUCAUGAAGUUGAACAGAGCAGUCUGUCUGGAAUGCCCGGAGUUGCACAUCCCUUGGUUUCAUGAGCGCGACUGCCAGCGUGUCUUCCAUAACAGCAGUAGCCGAAUAAAUCCACUGCGACAGCAUGUUCACAGAGUGCUGACAGAGAUCUUAGGAGGGAGCAAUUAUGCAAGAAUAUCUGUUCUCACACCAUACUACUAUCAAAUAGAUUUUGAGUGUAUUAUGGAUGAAAAUAAAAAGCCUCUUCCCUAUAUAGCUCAGAAUAUACCUUUGGAGGGAAUACACUUGCGACAUGACAUGAACAAUGCAAGGAAAAAUACCCUGCCUCCUGGAGCUCAGAGAAUUGCUUUGGAAUUUCUUGAUUCAAAAGCUUUUAGCAAAAAUUCACGUCACCUGAAAGGAGAACCUGCAAUGAAAAAACGACACCUGGAAAUGCUGGGAUACCGGGUAGUUCAGAUUCCUCACUUUGAAUGGAAUUCUAUGGUUCUGUCGACAAAAGGUGAACAGCUAGAAUAUCUAAGAAAGCAUCUAUGUGGAAUACACUGA